AUGAUUUUAUUAAGGCGUAGUUAUCGUGAUGCUCGAAAUAAUGCUGUGAUUAAUUUUUUCUUUCGAAAAUUUGUUGAUGGUAAUGUACAACAAGUGAUGGAAGUUAGUGAUAAAUUAAAUAAGGUUGAAAAGCAGGAUAUUUCUUCUGAAGAUUUUAUGGCAGAUAUGGCUACAAAAGAAAAUCUUAUAUCGAAAGAAAUAAACAACUUUGUUAGAACUCUAUCGCUGCAAAAUUCUUUCGCAACACAGCGAAAAAAAAAAGUAAAGGCUAGUCGAUUUCGGCCUAUUGUAUAUUCAGAGGGGGAACUGGAUAAGUCGAACUUUAUGCAGCCACCAUCAAGAGAUAAUCCACUUCCGUUCGAUCCAACUGCAGAUUCAUCAUUGUUACCUCCGACACACUCAUGGUGUAUUGCUCAUUAUGUGAAUCAUUUACCCGUAUUGCAGACACUUGUCGAAUUAGGCAUGGAUUUGUUUGAGGUAGAUUCAGUGACACAUAUCGGCCGGAAACUGGUGAAAUUAGAUUGGGAAAAUGUUAGACCGAAACUUGUAUGGCUGAUUCAUCAAGUUGGUAUGCCUAUAAGCGAUGUUGGCUUAUAUUUAACACGAAAUCCGUAUUUCUUAUUGCAAGAUUUAGAAAACAUGAAAGUGCGUUUAAAUUACCUUUAUACAAAGCGGCUAACUAAAGCGAAAGUCCUUAAAAUUGUAAGAAACAAUAGAUUUUGGCUGAAUACCGAUGUUGAAACAACAGAUGCUCGCUUGGGAUGGAUUCAAAAAACGUUUGAUCUGACGGGAGAUGAAAUGCGUCAACUAAUAAUCACAGAAUCAAGAAUUAUUAUGUACGGUGUCGGACCGCUUGAAAGACUUGUUACUAUGUUAAAUGAAGAAAUGGAGUUUACAAAAGAACAAGUUAAGGCAAUUUUAUUGAAAGAUCCGAGAGUAUUCAUGAUGGAGCCAAAUGCUCUACAAACAACAUAUAAUUACCUUCGAUUCACUGUGCAUAUAUCAAAUAUGCAAAUUUGUGAAUGGCCAUUAUGCUUAAGAUUUACCAUUGGAGCAAUUCGUAGGCGACAUGAAUUUUUGGUGCUACUUCAUAAAGCUGAUUAUAACGAAGGUUCACCAAAUUAUGUACAUCUUCGCUCUCUGUUACAACCAUCUGAUCAAAAAUUUGCUGUUAACGUGGCACAUACAUAUUUGAAUGUAUAUAAUGCUUUUUUAAAAAGUUACUGA
Messenger RNA from Brugia malayi, 1227 nucleotides. Its product is annotated as LD27042p, putative. Lineage: Eukaryota; Metazoa; Nematoda; Chromadorea; Rhabditida; Onchocercidae. The transcript is spliced from 9 exons. Gene Ontology annotation, cellular component: mitochondrion. The record is from RefSeq and is a predicted model, not a curated record. Gene Ontology annotation, molecular function: double-stranded DNA binding. Gene Ontology annotation, biological process: mitochondrial ribosome assembly; regulation of DNA-templated transcription. The coding region runs from base 1 to 1227 and encodes 408 amino acids.